AUGUCCGACCAAAAGCGGGGGACCGACCAGGACCCCUCCAAGCCUCCCCGCAACCCACCCACCACCACUGACCCUCCAUCUCAGCCACAACCACCAUCCCAAUCUCAACAACAACAACAACAACAACAACAACAACAACAACCUCCCUCUCUAGCCAGUCGCAUUCAAUCCUCGGCCGCAGGUCUCGCCCGAAACGCCUUCUCCGGCGCCUCUUCCGCCGACGCGCACCUCCUCAGCGGCAGUUCCAUCACCAGCAAGCCCAGCAGCAGCGCCGCAUCAACGGCCGCCCUUUCCGCUGCGCACCAAUACACCCAAGAGACUUCCUCAUCCUCCUCCACCGCCGCCGCAAACAAUGCGACAACCACCCACCCAGGCGAGACCUUCCGACGAGUUCGCGCACGCGCCCAUCGACAUCAGCGACGCGAACCUUCCCCCAACAACCAAAGGGAAGGGCAAGCAGCCCGCGACGCAAUCACCAACCCCGUCUUCAGCGACAGCAACAGCGACAGAACCAACGCUACUAGAAUCCGACGGCGACGCCGUCGUAUCCCUCCUCACCUCGCCCACCUUCUCGCCCGAAUUCCCCAACGAGACCAGCGCUGA
Aspergillus terreus NIH2624 is the source of this 603-nucleotide messenger RNA. RefSeq lists its product as uncharacterized. Bases 1 to 603 code for a protein of 200 amino acids. The transcript has 2 exons. The record is from RefSeq and is a predicted model, not a curated record. Lineage: Eukaryota; Fungi; Ascomycota; Eurotiomycetes; Eurotiales; Aspergillaceae.